CGACUAACAAGAACCAACUGCCGCGGAACUGCGGGGAGCCCUACCACGGCUAUUUCAUCAUUUAUUGAUAAUUAUCAGUAUAUAAUAUACUUCUCUUCUAUUAUCCUGAGUACUAGGUAUCUUCUUGUAAAGUCUCGUUUUAUGUAAUUGGCUGAAGUCAGCCCCUCCCGUGACAUCCGCAACUACUUUACUUACAAAUUAUCCGCAGUUGACACCCCUCACUCUUAUCAAUCUUUGACUUCAACUAUACCUUAGCAUUUCCACUGUCCACUAUAUUGGUUUCUCAUCUUUACUUAUAAUUCUAUCUCCAUACGCGGACAUACGAGUAGCCAUCUCAAUCAUGCUUGGGCCACCAGUCAACCUUCCGAAGUGGCUUGAAGAAAACUCCCAUCUACUACAACCCCCUAUCAACAAUUACUGUGUCUACAAUGAAGACUUCAGUGUCAUGAUCGUUGGUGGUCCAAAUGCCCGCACUGACUACCACAUCAAUCAAACUCCCGAGUGGUUCUACCAAUACAAAGGUGCAAUGAUGCUCAAAGUCGUCGACGAGGGGGAAUUCCGUGACAUCAUCAUCCGUGAAGGUGAUAUGUUUCUCUUACCUGGAAACACACCGCACAACCCAGUCCGCUUCGCGAACACAGUUGGAGUCGUCCUAGAGCAGCGUCGUCCAAAGGACUCACUCGAUCGUAUGCGUUGGUACUGCGGUGACUGUGGUGAGAUUGUUCACGAGGCCGCAUUUCAUUGCACCGACCUUGGCACUCAAAUUAAAGCGGCGGUUCAAGACUUUAAGAGCAGUGAGGACAAGAGGACUUGUUCCAAGUGUGGUACUAUGGCUGAUGCGGCACCGAAGCCGGGCACUAUUCAGGAUCCUAAUCUGGCGUGAUCCAUCAAAAUGUAGCAAAAGUUUGUAUAAAAAGGUCAAAGGGGCGGCGCAUGGGUAUGAAAUGUGGUGAUGUAGUAGUAGUUGCAGAAAAAUACCUCUCAUGUCUUGAUAUUCUACACACUCAUGUCGAAAGUUCUUACUAAGA
Fusarium oxysporum Fo47 is the source of this 1028-nucleotide messenger RNA. Its product is annotated as 3-hydroxyanthranilate 3,4-dioxygenase. Bases 341 to 883 code for a protein of 180 amino acids. The transcript has 3 exons. NCBI's taxonomy places the organism in Eukaryota, Fungi, Ascomycota, Sordariomycetes, Hypocreales, Nectriaceae. Gene Ontology annotation, biological process: quinolinate metabolic process; 'de novo' NAD+ biosynthetic process from L-tryptophan. The record is from RefSeq and is a predicted model, not a curated record. Gene Ontology annotation, molecular function: 3-hydroxyanthranilate 3,4-dioxygenase activity; iron ion binding. Gene Ontology annotation, cellular component: cytoplasm.